CGACGAACCACCCACCGGACUCUAAGCCAUGGUGGCCGCCAUGGAGAGACACCGGGUCUCCCAUUAUUCUUCUUCUCCCUCUUCUGUCUCCAACAUCUCUGACUUGAGCUUCUACCUGCCUCGCGACACCAGCAGCGCCCAGCGCAUCCUAGCUUGCCUGCGUCACCGCUCGCGUUUGCAUGUGACAGCAUCACCAGACCUCGCGGACACCAGGAGCGUUCCGCGAUUGAGAAAUAUUCGCCAUUGAGUGCUUUACGAAGCCCCUCAACUCCUCGCCAUCUGUCGCCCUCCAAAAAGCCGCCCGGACUACUUAGGCGCGCCAUCAGGUCUCAUUCCGACACCGCAUCCCCGCACACACUGCGCUCGUCGCAGGACAUCACGCCGCCCGGGCAGAGACAAGAGGAGCGCGCAGGGUUCAAUACCCUCAGCCGCCGACCAGACGCUCGAUCGUGCUCCACCAGAGACGGCGGCGUACGAUAGCCCACGAUGCCCGGCCAGCACAUCCCGGCUCCCAACUCGAGAGAGCUCCUGCCUCCGCUUCUGGCGUGCCUGGCCACCGCAAGCGUCUCCAAGCAACCGCCCCCAGCGCUCCUUCCUCUGCUGUCGCCCAUUCUACGCCAGCGAGUCCAGCUCCUCUCGUCCGACAACUGGCUGCCCUUGCUCUGCUGGGACAGCCAGGCCGCCUCUCGGCUGCCCCAGGUCGUCAACAAGAUACUAGUUGAGCCACAUCCGGUUUCCGGCGAGAUCGAGGUUGAAGAGCCGGACCAGAUCAUCUACCGGCGCUCCGACCCGGAGACUCUGCAUGCCAGGCUGAUACUGGGCGAAUAUGGGCUGGUACCCACGUAUCUGUGGUGCACGGGCGGCGAGAAGGGCGAUCGCUGGGAGCUCGCCGAGCUCAGAGGAAUUCAAGACGCAGAUGAUGGGACAGAAUGGUUUCCCAGCAUGAAUGAGGCAAACGAGGCUGGCUUCCGGCGGAAAUCGACCAAGUCCAGUGAAGCUCCAACCCGGAGCACCGCUUCCUUGCAGCCUGAGGCAGCGCAGCAGAAGGACGAGGAGGAUGAUGACGACGCAUAUUGGGCGGCAUACGACCGGACACCAGGGCGAACCCCGCAGCAGAAGCGAUCUCCUGCACCUGCCACAACUAGCCGGGUGCAGAUUGGGCCUACACAGUCGGAGCUCGAGUAUUUUGCGAGAUACGCAUCAGAGGUUCAGCCUGCGUUGGAUGCCCACGAUCCCGACGAGGAGGGUCCUGGGCCUGGUGAAUCGACGCUCAAUGGCAAUUCAUUGAAUUUCAGCCGCGAAGCACCUGCCGAGACGGUUGGGACAUCCAGCCAGAGGCCCAGUGACUAUGACAAUGGCAUAAGCGGGUUCAAUAGACAUCGGAGAGAUUCGCCCCAGGACGACAAACCGGAACAUAUCGAGUCUAUAGACGAAGAUCGAUACGCCGCAUUGAACCAUCCACGACCGUCGUCAUCCGCGUCCUCGAAUUCUGUCGAAAGACUGGAGCGAGAGGCAGAGAGCCAUAGCCAAGCCGAGCUUGCCAUCAAGCAGCACAUAAGCACCGAUCUCAAGAGCUUAUUCCGCCUGGCGAGAACAGCCGGCAUUGAGCGGGAAGAGUUUGAGAGGAUUAUCAAAAGGGAGUUGGAGGUUCUUCCCUUGUUGGAACAAGAUCAUUAGGUGAUUGUCGAUGACUUGCAUCGGGAAGCUGGAGAUAACUUUUGGGGUAUCAAUGCAUAAGGCAAAGGAACAGUGGCUUAAUAGCAUGGCGCAUUGCAAAAGGCAUACGAGCAUUGGAGCAUUUCAGUCGUUUUGGCAUGAUGGCGGAGUUGCACCGUCACGACGUCUUUGGGAUUCUUCCUGCACUAUGGAAUAUAGCGUCUUCAAUGAACGAUCAUCACCAAUAUGCAAUC
This is a messenger RNA of Trematosphaeria pertusa, 1910 nucleotides long. RefSeq lists its product as uncharacterized. The record is from RefSeq and is a predicted model, not a curated record. The transcript has a single exon. Lineage: Eukaryota; Fungi; Ascomycota; Dothideomycetes; Pleosporales; Trematosphaeriaceae. The coding region runs from base 487 to 1677 and encodes 396 amino acids.